Lactuca saligna is the source of this 483-nucleotide messenger RNA. The record is from the annotation of a GenBank genome assembly. NCBI's taxonomy places the organism in Eukaryota, Viridiplantae, Streptophyta, Magnoliopsida, Asterales, Asteraceae.
AUGGGAAGUUUUCAGAUACGACUGUUAGAGGUCUUAGAGUGCUCGUACUUGGAUUGGGCAUUUGUCGCCAUUUGUGGUUUUUCCAUGAAUCCUUUUCCUGAGCUUUUUUUUAAUGGUAAAAAAGUUUUACAGAAUGAAAAACUUAUGGUUGACACACCAGCACAGAUGAUUAGGUUGUUGGGUUCCAAAUACUCUAAUCCAGGUCUAAGGAAACUUGUGGAUUGGACUGUUUUAACUCUGCCUGGGUUUGGCAUCAUAGACCCAGCCGGUCCCAAGCCCGGAAAAAAGAGGAGGGUUCCACAAGGGUUUAAUCCAAGAAGACUGGGAAUUUUUCCAUGGUCAAAAUCCAUGUGUAUUUUGUGGGUAAAAGCUGAAUGCCCACAAACAUUUUGUGAUUCCAUUCCCAUGGAAAUGUUUGUAAUAGAGUUCUCAUGGAUUUCUAUCGGACUUUCUACAAAAAUUUUGUCUGGAACGCAAGAAUAG